Messenger RNA from Dromaius novaehollandiae (emu), 375 nucleotides. RefSeq names its product urotensin 2 (gene UTS2). NCBI's taxonomy places the organism in Eukaryota, Metazoa, Chordata, Aves, Casuariiformes, Dromaiidae. The transcript is spliced from 4 exons. Gene Ontology annotation, cellular component: extracellular region. Bases 1 to 375 code for a protein of 124 amino acids. Gene Ontology annotation, biological process: blood vessel diameter maintenance; regulation of blood pressure. Gene Ontology annotation, molecular function: hormone activity. The record is from RefSeq and is a predicted model, not a curated record.
AUGCACAAGCUGGUAUUCUGCUGUCUCAUUAUCAUCAGCUUCUCCUGUCCUCUCUUGUCUGUCCCCAUCAUCAAUGCCAGUGAGAUGUCUUAUCAGCUCUCAGCCGAUGAAGAUUCCAGAUUGAAUCUGGAGAGGUUGGGCAGCCUGGGAAGCACUUCCCUGCUUCGGUUCCUGCCAGGGCUCCCAGGCACAUCAACUGGAGACGACAAAGCAGGUAUUAGCCCCAGCAGCUACAACCCAAGGGAAAAUAUCAAAGAGAUUUUCUACGGAAGUCACCCUCGAAUUGCUUUGCUGGGCCGCUUGUUGACCAAGGACAGGAAACAGUAUAAGAAACGUGGGAAUCUUUCUGAAUGCUUCUGGAAAUAUUGCGUGUAA